AUGGCAAGGAAGCAGAGGGCGGCUGCUCAGGCAGCUGCACAGUCAAUGCGAACGGCUCCCCCAAGCUUACCCGAUGAGGACGAAGAGAUGGCCGAUGCUCCCCCUACCAGGGAGUCCAGCGCCUCAGCGAACGAGGGCGAUGCUGCGGAAGAGGACCCUCAGGCCGAGCCUCAACCAGAGGCGGAUCAGGAGGAAGAAGCAGCUGCAACGCCAGCCCAGGAAUCCGAUGCGCCUUCGCAGUCAAACACGCCCCAACGCAGUGGUGGCCGGACAUCUGCCAUCCCUCGCAAACGUCGAAUUGGCCGUCCGCCCAAAAAUCGACCUCCGGAUUGGGACACACAAGAUGAGGGAACGUCUGAACGGCAGAUCAGCGUCAGUACCCCUGUGAAAAGAAGACGGGGGCGGCCGGCCGCCAGCGGUGGACGAUGGGCGCGCAACAGAGGAGGGUCACAUGUCACGCAGGUCCAGGUGGAUAAGGACGGGACUAUGAUGGAUGUGGUUGACGAUGAGGUUGUCCUGCCAGAGGAUCCCGAAGGAGAGACGAAGGUGGACAAAAAAUGGAAAUCUACUGGGAGGCAGAGAAUACCGGGUCCGCACGUUCACGAUUCUCGGCCGAGAGAGAUCAUUCCCCAUUCAUACAAGGGCCGCGCGAUCGGUGUCGUUACUGCACGAUCCGUUUUCCGGGAGUUUGGCGCCAAGAUCGUCAUCGGUGGCCGCAAAAUCAUAGAUGAUUACAAUGUCAAGGCGGCGCGGGAACGGGGAGACGUCGAAGGUGAACUCGCGGUACCGGAAGAUAAGCUGCCCCCUCCUGGAGAGCCAUACAACAAGAACCAGUAUGUGGCUUGGCAUGGUGCAAGUGCAGUCUACCAUACUGGAGCACCUUCUGUUCCGUUGCCAAAUGGCAAGGUGGAUGCGAAGAAGCGCAAGGUGACCGUGACGGGCGACAACUGGAUGAUUGAACAUGCAAGGGAAGCAAGCCGUUUCAACUCGGCGAUUCUCAGUGCUCGUCGCGAGAAUCUCGAGGGCGUGUACGAUGUGCACACGAAUUUCAUGCACUAUCCCAAGAUCAUGCAGCCUUCCCAUGCUCGCUGGGAGCGGGUGCCGCCUCCCGAUCCCGGACAUUCGGCCAAACUCAUGGAAGGCAUGUCCUCGUUGCGUUUGACGAAUGGAACUUCCGAGAAGGACGAGACAGCACGUGCUGAGAAACCUGAGCGCCCUUCUACGAGCGAUUCGACUAUUUUCCCUCCAGUCCCUUCGAUCUUCUCCCGCCGCUUCGCCAUUACGGAUAUCUGCUACGAAACGGCCGAGUCGAGCACUUUUGGCGUCCCCGGACCGGAUGGCGAUGUGCACGACAUCGGCAGCAACGGAGUCAUCAGCAUGGCCGAUCCUCAACAUCCGGAGUUUAUGAGUCCGGAUGUGCUUGCAGAGCUGCCGCCUGAAUGCAAGGAUGCACUCGUCGAGGCCGCCACCCGGGAAUGGGCAUGGAAGUCCAAGUGGCGGACGGAAGCCACGGACACCUUGAGAUGCUCGGCUUUGAAGAGCUACGCGUGGUAUCCAUGA
Rasamsonia emersonii CBS 393.64 is the source of this 1560-nucleotide messenger RNA. RefSeq lists its product as uncharacterized. NCBI's taxonomy places the organism in Eukaryota, Fungi, Ascomycota, Eurotiomycetes, Eurotiales, Trichocomaceae. The transcript is spliced from 4 exons. Bases 1 to 1560 code for a protein of 519 amino acids. The record is from RefSeq and is a predicted model, not a curated record.